GUAGCCCAAGCCUUGAUGCAGUUGGGCGCUAAUUUAGAUGAGAAGACUCUGCUCGACCUCUUAACUCCCUAUUUGCAUCAAUUAGCCGUAGAUACUGAUAGUGAUGUCCGUUUUUAUGCACAUGAAGCUAUGCUUCACCUGAAGAUUAAACAGCCUUCACCUGACGAGCCAAUUCACGCGCAAAUCUUACAUGGUUCCUCCAUUGGUGUGCCUUCAGUCCAAGACUCAAUUACUGACCAAACAGUCUUACCUGGAAUUGACCUUCCGGCCACGCAAACUGCCCCUGUCGGUCUGAUGAUGCCACCGCCGCCACCUUCUUCGCCACGCUCUCCACCGCAGAACUUGACCCCAGGUCCAGCUUCUGAACCAAGCCUCUUGUUAGCUUUUCCUGCCGACGAAUCGCCUAUGUCGCCGACGCCCGGUGAUGAGGCUACUUUGAUGGAGGUGGAUGUGCAUAGCGUUUGA
This is a messenger RNA of Protopolystoma xenopodis, 465 nucleotides long. The record is from the annotation of a GenBank genome assembly. Lineage: Eukaryota; Metazoa; Platyhelminthes; Monogenea; Polystomatidea; Polystomatidae.